Molecule: messenger RNA, 549 nt
Organism: Didymodactylos carnosus
Lineage: Eukaryota; Metazoa; Rotifera; Eurotatoria; Philodinida; Philodinidae
Source: the annotation of a GenBank genome assembly
AUGCGUACGCGUUCCAGUGCGUUAGAACGUUCAGAAGAUAACACGUUUGCACGCAUUCCAGACCAUUUAACCUAUGUACUGGCGGAAUUCCAUAUAAAAGAAGAAAAUGGACAAGUUGUCGCGGUUGAAUAUGACUUUUCUCAUAAUGGUGAUAGUGACAAUGAUAAAAAAUUUUCGUGUCCACGGCAAACCAUAUCCAUAGAAAACUUUUUAAAAUAUCAGCAAACGGAAAUAACAUGGGAUGAAUUUGUUACUGUAUUAAAAGCAUUUAUUCUCGGUGAUAAAUGUCAAUUAAAUGAAAUCAAUAAUGCAUUUAAAACUAUGAGCAAAAAUGGUUCAACAAUUGAUAUGGCUAAAGUUGCUAAAUUUUUAAAUAUUGUUGCUCGUGAAUUCAGUCAAACAGCAACUGGUGUUACAGAUGCAGAUGUUGAAAAGUUCAUUUUACAAGGCGAUGCAAAUGGCGAUGGCAAUAUUGAUCGACCCGAGUUUAUUCAGAUGUUUGCCAGUAGAAUUGGAUAUUUGUUUGUUUCAUCUAUACAUUCGAACUGA